This is a messenger RNA of Colletotrichum destructivum, 681 nucleotides long. RefSeq lists its product as uncharacterized. The record is from RefSeq and is a predicted model, not a curated record. The transcript is spliced from 2 exons. The coding region runs from base 1 to 681 and encodes 226 amino acids. NCBI's taxonomy places the organism in Eukaryota, Fungi, Ascomycota, Sordariomycetes, Glomerellales, Glomerellaceae.
AUGAGAACAGCCAUUGUCGCCCUGAUCCUGACAGCAUUCGUUGUGCAAGCGUCUCCAGUAGCUGACCGAAGCUUAGCCAUCGCCGAUGGCCACCAGGGAACGGACUCCCGGGGCCUCUCCGUGAAGCGCGCAAAGAAGGUUGAGACCAAGGUCACCUAUGGCAAAACCAAGAUCGAGUACGGCUGCGACGCGUCGGUUCACUAUACCUUCAAGGGCCUCGAGGAGCUCUGCGCCAAGGGCAGUAACGCCUGCGAUGAGGGCACCCCGUGGUCUCGCAAGGUCAGCUGGACAUCAGGCCACGAGAACCCGGAUGAGACCGAAAUCACUAUCAAGGCCGAGGGGAGAUGGUACGACGAGGACGAAAGAAAGAAUCUCAUCGAGGCCAUCAUGAAGACUGCCAGGACGGAAGAACCAGCGACCAUUGAGAUCAAAGACAAGAAGUGGUCUGGCAGAGUCGUCGGUUCCUUGCAACCACUAUCAGGCACUUGCAAGAUGACCCAGUUUCCUAACUUCGUCGACGUCAUGGUAUUCGAAGAUGAAGAACCCAAGAGCUGGAUGAAUGUCAAAGUUAGCUUGGAGGCGGCCGAAGGAGUAGCUGGGGCUAUCCAUGGAAUUGCUGGCGCGUUUUUUGGCAUGGUUCUUACGCCCUCUUGCGAGAACGAGAUUGACAGUCCCUUCUGA